Labrus bergylta (ballan wrasse) is the source of this 1309-nucleotide messenger RNA. RefSeq names its product acetylcholinesterase collagenic tail peptide-like. Gene Ontology annotation, biological process: extracellular matrix organization. The record is from RefSeq and is a predicted model, not a curated record. Gene Ontology annotation, molecular function: extracellular matrix structural constituent conferring tensile strength. Lineage: Eukaryota; Metazoa; Chordata; Actinopteri; Labriformes; Labridae.
GCAGCGGGCUCUGAUCAGCAGCUUCUCUUUGGCUCAGCGUCCGAAGUCAUUAUCUGAUUAUCCGUGCCGAGCGCUGCCAGGGGCUGCGUUGCAGUUCCACAGUUUAUGGAGAUAAGUUGGACUCGGCGUGCAAACUUAGCAGAACGCUCUCUGACUCUGCUGCUGGACGAUGACCAGGAGAAGAACGCAGCUCCAGCAGCAGACGGCCCCCCACUGCAGGACGAGAGCUCCGUCACAGCGCUGUGCAGCGGAGGCAACACGGAGGACGAGAGGAGAUGCUGACUCAGCUGCUUCUGGGAUGGACUGCCUUGCUCAGCGGCGUCCAGCAUGCAGCUCCCUCCGUCACGACCAAACUUUUGUCUGACAGAGGCGGCAGCAGGUCGCCGACUCGGAAAUGCCAAGCGUUCAUCCCUCCUCCUCUUCCUCCGCCUUUAUUCCCUACAAUCAAACAGAAAGCAGAGCUGAUGGUGGAUCUAACAGAACACAUCACAGGACCGAAGGGAGAGACGGGCUGCAGAGGACCGCGAGGACGGAAGGGGAAACCUGGUGUGACGGGACCAGAGGGAGAACCUGGAUCACAAGGAGUCCUGGGGCAGGCGGGUCAGAUGGGAGACAAAGGUGAGAGAGGCUGGCGAGGUUUGUAUGGAGACAUCGGGACUCCUGGAAUGAUGAAGGGUGAAAAGGGCCGUCGAGGAUUCAGGGGUGAACAAGGUUUGAAAGGACGCAGAGGACUCAGUGGAGAGAUGAGAGAGCGUGGCCUCGCUGGGAGACCAGGAGAGAAGGGCGACCCGGGUCAGUGGGGCGAUCCGGGGCAGAGAGGGGAGCAAGGACCCAGAGGACCGACAGGAGUCAGAGGAAGUCUGGGAUUGAAAGGAGCUCAAGGACCUACAGGAAAGCAGGGUCAUCCUGGUCCUGCAGGACUGCAUGGUCUGACUGGAGAUCCUGGACUACCUGGACAAGUGCUAAUCCUUCCAGGUCUGCAGGGAGACGAAGGAGACGGCGGCCCGUCAGCCAAAUGUAACUGCUCAAAGGUUCAGACUCCCAAACCGCAGAAGGGCAGAGUCAACACGAUCUUUAUAGCUAACGGGGAGAGACAGAUGAGGAGGCUUCGGGGGGAGAACGUGAUGGUGCUGCGGACGGACAGAAACUCUCUCUACAUCUACUCUGACUCCCAGUGGAUCAACGUGCUGGAGGACUUCGGACCCUGACCGACCAGUCCGACCAUCAGCUCGGGCUGUGGUUAAACUAGGACGAGUCCUGCUGUGACUGUGAACCAGUCAUGAGAAAUAAAGGCUGACCUGUCCUCUGU